Periconia digitata is the source of this 2251-nucleotide messenger RNA. The record is from the annotation of a GenBank genome assembly. NCBI's taxonomy places the organism in Eukaryota, Fungi, Ascomycota, Dothideomycetes, Pleosporales, Periconiaceae.
AUGAUGACAGCCGGCCACGACCCACCCAAACACUGCACCGGUGCGUGGGUAGCGCAAGUCCGAGGAACGGCGUAGUGGACAACUGAACCGCGAACCUACCUUGUCCCUAGAUGUGCACAGUCCACAAGUCCGCCAUGCCCUUCCCUUCCUCCCGCGAGCACCCAGGCACGCAGGGUUCGCAUUCACCUCCUGCCAGACCGGCCCAAGAUCGCCUGUGAGGGCCAAGUCAGCAUCCAUGCAUGCUCGUUGAACGGAAUUGGAAUGAUGCCCUAAUGUGACUGGCCUUUCGCUGCUAGUGGUAGCAGCGUUGGUGGUGGUGCAUCUUCGUUCGUGGUGGUGCAAAUGGUUGCUCUUCGCCACUUUUCACUACAAACCCUCAGGCACUCAGCCAAACAGCUUGUCGGGGAAGAAGGAAUUACCUACAAGUCCACGUUGUUCUCGACCCUGGCCCUUUGCUUGCAAUCGGAAGCUGCUAGCUUCUUUUUCUUUCUCACAUCAUCCUUCUCCAUAUCUUUCUUGUUCUCCACACUUCAUCUGUAAAUUACGAAUGUACUUCCACUCGCUCAUUGUGGUCGUAAGUGCUGCAAGCUUGCACACUUUGUGAAUUGAUACAGUGCUGUCGUGCCUGUUCCGUUCCGUUCCCUUUGCCUUUUCGACGCUGGCUAGCCCUCGCCUCACCUGCACCAGAAACUCAAGCCCGUCGUAGUAUGGUACAUUUGCAACUCCCGAUUGCGCACACGACCUGGUAGUGCGAGCUCUAUCAUUUAGAACUCCUCCGCAAUCGUCCUUCUUAGGCUUCACCACCCAGUUUUUGAAGUUGCAUCCCAAAACCCAGCGCGAGAAGACCGCGCCUCUCAUGGCUGUCGGAGUGGAGCGACGUGCAAAGGAAGCUACCUCCAGGUUAGACCAAGCAUUGCUAGCACAACCCGUCACCGACGCAAUGUCCCUCGAUAUUUCAGAACCGCCCUCCGGGGCGUCAUUUGCCAUACCUGCGACAACUACAGUUCACGAUGGUGAAAUGGAUACCAAACCUGCGCUCUCGAGCCUCGCGAUCGACCCUUCGCACUCCAACCACAGCACAAAGAAACGACGUCCUUCCAAAGACAAGACAACCACUCCGAUCAGACGGUCUUCUUCUACACCGCACAUGCGUAACUUGGCACUCGGAAACAGUGGUGAUUUGUCGCCCACAGAUAAAAGGCGCAACAAAUUGGGCUAUCACCGAACCUCAGUCGCAUGCGGACACUGCCGCCGUAGGAAGAUACGUUGUCUCGUCUCGCAAGAAGAGCCUACCGGGCGUUGCGCAAACUGUAUUCGGUUGAAGAAAGAGUGCAACUUCUAUCCUGUGGAUCAGGCCCCAGAGAACCCGCGCCCCCAGCCAGCUGUUGCUAAAGAAGCAAUUGCUAGUGCACACAAUUCGUCGACGACUUCUUCCCCAGGGCAUCCUCCAGGUUUGAAUGAAAAUACAGACGAAUUCUGCCCUCCAUUUCCUUCAGCGCCGCCGCCAUCUGUCUCUCGCAAAUACCCAAUGAUGAAUGACAUCGAGCUGGACCCGCAACACGUCACUCCCGUAAAUACUUUACAUCUUUCUCAAUCGUCCUUCAAUUACCCACAUGCAAUAGACACACAGUGGCCACCCACAAACAACUUCCUACCGUCUUCCUCUGUCACAGAAAGCCCGUCGUCAUCAACCGGAUACUGGCGACCUUCCCCUUCCACGGCGAACUCGAACUACGGAAGCGAAUCAAACAUGUCUGGAGCACACACUCCUGCAGCCAUGAGCGCCACCUCAGCUAUGUCCUAUGGAGGCCAUCCAGAAACCCCGAACUGGUCUUCCCAGCAGAGCUUCCAACCACCAUCACGGUCCAUGUCCUACGGCAAUAUCGAAGGACUUCCCCAGCAAUUUCCGAACCAAGGGCUUGGCUUACAGCCCCAUCAACCACAACAUGAUUUCUCUCGUCGGACAUCACCCUAUCCGUAUACGGUAUCUAUAGACACGAACCCUUCGACCAUACAUACUACCUUGGGAUCGAAUUCCACGGGUCCUCUCUCCGCCCCAAUCAUUCAGAAUCACCAAUAUACCUAUCCUCCACCAUGGCAGGCGUACGGAAACGAGAUGCCCAUGUCCAGUCGUAGCAUGAGCGGGCAGUGGUUCGGUGACUCGGGCCCAUUGGAUCAGGUUCAAGAGGAGGGCGCUCCUAUGGCGUACAACCACCACCCUGGACUACAGCAAUUAUACUCGGGACCAUAA